Messenger RNA from Leptonychotes weddellii (Weddell seal), 6760 nucleotides. Lineage: Eukaryota; Metazoa; Chordata; Mammalia; Carnivora; Phocidae. The record is from RefSeq and is a predicted model, not a curated record.
GGCCGGCGGCGGCGGCUGCCCCGAGGGACGGGGCCCUAGGCGGUGGCGAUGGGGGCCGUCCGGAUCGCGCCCGGCCUGGCGCUCCUGCUCUGCUGCCCGGUGCUCAGCUCCGCAUACGCGCUGGUGGAUGCAGAUGACGUCAUGACCAAAGAGGAGCAGAUCUUCCUGCUGCACCGCGCCCAGGCCCAAUGCCAGAAGCGGCUCAAAGAAGUCCUGCAGAGGCCAGCUGACAUAAUGGAAUCAGACAAAGGAUGGGCAUCUGCAUCCACAUCAGGGAAGCCUAAGAAAGAGAAGGCAUCUGAGAAGCUCUACCCAGAGUCAGAGGAGGACAACGAGGCGCCCACUGGCAGCAGGCACCGAGGGCGCCCCUGCCUGCCCGAGUGGGACCACAUCCUCUGCUGGCCGCUGGGGGCACCAGGUGAGGUGGUGGCCGUGCCCUGUCCCGACUACAUUUAUGACUUCAAUCAUAAAGGCCACGCCUACCGACGCUGUGACCGCAAUGGCAGCUGGGAACUGGUACCUGGGCACAACCGGACAUGGGCCAACUACAGCGAGUGUGUCAAGUUCCUGACCAAUGAGACGCGUGAACGGGAGGUGUUUGACCGCCUGGGCAUGAUCUACACUGUGGGCUACUCGGUGUCGCUGGCCUCCCUCACCGUGGCCGUGCUCAUCCUGGCCUACUUCAGGUGGGCGGGGCGAGAGCCCCAACCACCCCACCUCUUCACCUUGGCCCCGGCCACGGUCCUGAGUGCCCUCCUGCCCCUGGCAACAUCCUCCCCUUCCGCCCCCCUGCUCCUCAGCUCCGCCCUUGACCAGAGAGCUGGCCCUUCCUCCCCGCCGGCCCAGAGCGAUUUGUCCUAUCUCAGGGGCACCCCCAGCCCAUCCCCGACUUCCCCAGAUGCAGGCCUGCCUUCCGGCUAACACCAGCUGCUCUCCUAGGCCGGCUGCAGGGUAGCCGUGACCUUCUUCCUUUAUUUCCUGGCCACCAACUACUACUGGAUUCUGGUGGAGGGCCUGUACCUGCAUAGCCUCAUCUUCAUGGCCUUCUUCUCAGAGAAGAAGUACCUGUGGGGCUUCACGGUCUUCGGCUGGGGUCUGCCCGCUGUGUUCGUGGCUGUGUGGGUCAGCGUGAGAGCCACCCUGGCCAACACGGGGUGCUGGGACUUGAGCUCCGGGAACAAGAAGUGGAUCAUCCAGGUGCCCAUCCUGGCCUCUAUUGUGCUCAACUUCGUCCUCUUCAUCAACAUCGUCCGGGUGCUCGCCACCAAGCUGCGGGAGACCAAUGCCGGCCGGUGUGACACACGGCAGCAGUACCGGAAGCUGCUCAAAUCCACACUGGUGCUCAUGCCGCUCUUCGGCGUCCACUACAUCGUCUUCAUGGCCACGCCAUACACCGAGGUCUCAGGGACGCUCUGGCAAGUCCAGAUGCACUACGAGAUGCUCUUCAACUCCUUCCAGGGAUUUUUUGUCGCCAUCAUAUACUGUUUCUGCAAUGGCGAGGUGCAGGCCGAGAUCAAGAAAUCCUGGAGCCGCUGGACACUGGCCCUGGACUUCAAGCGGAAGGCCCGCAGCGGGAGCAGCAGUUACAGCUACGGCCCGAUGGUGUCUCACACGAGCGUGACCAACGUAGGCCCCCGCACGGGGCUCGGCCUGCCCCUCAGCCCCCGCCUGCUGCCCGCCACCACCAACGGCCACCCCCCGCUGCCGGGCCACAGCAGGCCGGGGGCCCCAGCCCCCCAGGCCACACCACCUGCCGCGCCUGCUCCUAAGGACGACGGGUUCCUCAAUGGCUCCUGCUCAGGGCUGGACGAGGAGGCGUCAGCGCCUGAGCGGCCGCCCGCCCUGCCACAGGAAGAGUGGGAGACCGUCAUGUGAUCCGGGACCCAGGCCAGGGUUGGACCCGUGGGCAUAAGGGCUGACAGACGGACCAAGAGACGGGUGGUUGGACGGUUGCCCACUCAGGGCUGGGGCUGGGAAGACAAAAGAGGAAAAAAAAGAAAAAAAAAAAAAGAAAAGGGAAAAGGAAGCAGUGUGUAGCUUCCUAUGGUCUGAGCUGGGGCUCAGGAGGGGAGAAGCAGGAGCCAUGGAGCUGUUCCUGGGGUUCACCUCUGGAGGGGCUCCAGGGGCCAGGGGCCAGUCCCUGGGGGCCGGGCACAGUGCAGCAGGAAAGACCUGGGAGAAGUAAAGAGUCGCCCAAGUUUGCUGGGGUCACACGGGGGCCCAGAGGAGCCAUGCAGGAGCUGGGCCACAGCCUCUCCCCGCCACCAGCUGCCACCUCCAAUGCUUCUGCUGAGGUCCCGGGGUGGGUGGGGGGGACCCCGGCUCCUCUCGGCCAACUCUUCACCUGUUGCCCCGUCACUGUUCACCAAGGGCCAACCGCGGAUCCCUGGGUCCCUGGCCCUGCUCCAGGCCCCUUCCUGCCUGUCUGGUGGCCAUGCUGUGUCCCUUGGGGCCUGGGGCACUCAGGGGGCUCUCCACACAGGAUCCCCAGCCCCCACCAUGGAUUUGACACGCCUCUGGCCACCAGACUGAGAGGGCAGGGAGCGUGCUGAGGCCAUCAAGUGAGACGUGGGCUGAGGUCCACGCUCGGGCUCAGGAACUGUAGGGGAGCCUGGGGUCAUCCCACAGGUCCGGCCGGGGUGAGGGCCUGCAGGACUCAGCACAUCCACCCACCGUGGAUCUGAGCCUGUCACUAAGCAUCCCUAGCCCACACCCACCUGCCACAUUAGCCACAUUACUUGCCCUUCCUGGCCUGACGCUGAGAACUGACCCAACUGCAUCCCCACCCCAAGCUCUGACCGGAACAAGCUUUCUUCUCAAGUCCGAGGACGGCCUUGCCCCCGGGCCUAUACAAACUAGUGCCCCUGCCUGGCCCCGCGUGUCCUCAUCUCCAGCGCAAACUUGUUCUUCUCCGUGGACUCAGCAUCUGGAAAGCUCCCCCCAUCUCGAACAGCACCCCCACCCCACUGGGGACUGGGUGAGGCAUCAUAGGCAGUGGGUGGCACAGAUGUACUCUGAGCAGCCUCAGGCCCAGCAGUGCCUUCCCUUCCAGAUGGCAGGUAGGGCAAAGAGUUGCCCAAAGGCCCGGUGCACCCAUGGGGCUCCACGCGGUGUGACGUGCUUGGAACGCUGAGAGAGACGUGGGCCAGGACUUGAAGGGCCACUGAGCCAGUUUAAGCAUCGAGGAUUCCUGUGAAUGCUGGGAGCUAUUGGAAACUGUACAGGGAGAGCAACCCAGGUCUGAGCCACAUUCAGAAGAGUCCCUGCUUCACUGGAGAGGCCAGAGGAGGUUACUCAGGCCUCAGGGGAGAGGUAACCUUGUGGGAGGAGGUAGCAGGCAGGAAGGACCCUGCAUGAGGCACUGGCUGGGAGAAGGAGACCCAAGUAGAACAGACCCCCAUCCCCUUCCCAGGGGUGUCUGUGUGAUGCCACAUCUUCAGGGCUCAGAGCUACGGGACCUCUGGGAACCUCAUCCCCCCCACCCCACAGGCAGUCCCUGAGGCCACUAGCUGGCUGGGCCCCAGGGCCCCAUCUUCCAACCCAGACUUCUCCUCAGGAGGCUUCUGAAGUAGAGUCCAUGAGGCCCACUCCCCCUGAAACACUCAGACUGGGUACCCCUAAGACAGGGCUGUCUUCCCCCUCAGACUAGGUGCCCCCAGGACAGAGUUGAGCCUCUCCUCUCAGACCGGAUUCCCUCUAGGACAGGGUUUAGUCACUUCCCACAGACCAGGGACCUCCAUCCCAGGACAGGACUGUGCUCACCCCUCAGAGUGGGUGCUCCCCCAGGACAGGGCCGUGCUCCUCACACAAGAUGCCACCCCCCAGACAGGAGUGUGCUCACCCCUCAGACUGGAUACGCCCCAGGACAGGGCCAGGCCUCCCCCUUUAGACUGGGAACCAUUUCUGGGAUGUCCAGGACAGAACUGGACCUUACACCAGUCCAAGGCCCUAGGCCAGGACCCUCCUCCCUUUGACCUGGAGCCCUAGGUCAGGGCCGGCCUUCCCGCUCAGAGAGGCCCCUGAGCAGCGCCUGGGCCAUCCAGGUGUUGGCAGAGGAAGUGGGAGCCCUCAAUGGGCCUGGCAGGCAGUCAGGACCUUGUUUGCUUGAGCAGGAGCUGGAGCCAGGUGGUCACUUCUCCCUUCAAGGCCUCCCAGCCCAGCCAAGCCGCAGGGAACACGUAAACACCAGCCGAGCUGAGCGCGGGCAGGCAGGGAGGAGGGCACCGAGAGACCCCAGCUCCUCAGCCUCCUUGGCCAGGGUGUCUGCCACCUCAUGGGCUGCCCUGAACUCCAAGUGGGGCCAGUAAGGCGGGCCUCAGCUCCCACCUGUCUUGGGCAUGUGAACAGGCCCUGCCCUCUCUGACCGGUCUUCCCUCAGCUCUGACUGGGAGAGGAACCUCUGAAAACCCUUGGAAGGAAUGUACCUCCCGCUGGGGGCCUCUGGAACCCAAGGACAGGCCCCAAGGCUGGGUGAGAUCAUAGAUCCCAGCUCAGAAUGGGGCCUCCAAGGGGCAAGGGGCAUCAGAUGGCUCUGUCCACCCUCAACCUGCAAGCCUUUUGAGAACAAAGAUGCAGCUGGGCCCCGCACGCCCACCCAGAGUGGGCAGGCUGUGACAGCCUCACCCUUCUGCCCUCACCCUAGGGAGGUGGGAGGGAACAGCACAGACACAGGGGAAAGGAGACUGAGUUCUCUGGAAGUUCAGAAGGGACAUGACCCUGCCCUAGGGGGUCUUAAGGGGGACACAGCCCUGCUCUGAUGAUGUGUGAGGGGCCAUGACCCUGCCCGGGGGCCUGAGAGGGUCCAGGCUCUGCCUUGGUUGUUAUAAGAGGUCUGGCCGGGGUCGGGGGAUGCGGUCCAUCAGAGGGGUCGGUCAGGAGCCGUGGGGCUUGCUGCACAACUCCUGCACAUGGACUGGGGUGGGCCCAGCUGCUUGACCCUCAUGCCUCCUCAGCCAAUUCCAGAAUGAUCCCAGCCUGAGGUUCCCAUGGCCAACGGCAACAAGCCCUGGCUGGGGCAGAAGAGCCUCCUCUUGGGCAGAGGAGGGGACUCCAGAGCCAGGCAGGGGCCUGGACCCUGGCUGGCUCCCGGGUGUGCUGUGUGAUCCUGGGCAAGCUGCCUUCCCUCUCUGAGCCUCAGCUUCUCCUCUGAGGUCAGGCCCUUGUCCAGGUCUCCUGGCCUGUGUGGGCUCAGCACACAGCAUCCCGCUCCUUAGUGGGCCCCUAGGACACAAGGCCAGGACAUCCCCAGUGACAGGUUCCCUCCUUCUUCAGUGUCACAGUCAUGCAGGCUGUGGGGGCCGAGAGGUGGUGGGUGUGGAUUCUGCGCUCCUCCCCGUCCAAGGGCUGGGGAUGGAGUAGAGGGGCCAGGGUCUGGGAGGCAGAAGAGGCAGAAGACCAGAUUCCAGCCUUUCAUUUUGGCCUCAGCUUUCCAAAUCUGUGGGUGAGGGGAAGGAAGGCGGCUGCAUUAAUUAUGCGCCUACUGUUUAGGCCCCCUUCCCCCCACCCCCAGCAGUUUUAGGGGAGAUAGAGAGGUUUCAAUUCCCCUAAAGGCUUCCGAUCACAUUUCUCAGACGGAAACACUGGGGUGGGGGCUGUGGGGAGCUCUGCAGAUGAGCAGCCCUCAUGGGGUCCUGCUGGCUUUGUUUCCCAAUGGGGAGGAGGAGGGGACAAGGCCUGGCUGGGAGGAUGGGGGGCAGGGCAGGGAAGGGCAGGCUUGUGGCCACCCCAAGCUGCCUUCCCAGAGCUCCAGGACCUGUGGCUGCAAACUCUUCAGCUCCCGAGGCCUUGCCCCUGCUCCUCGCGUUCCCCUCGGCUGGAGACCCUCUCCUGGGAACCCUCUCCCCAGCAUGUAUCAGUCAGGGGACGGCCUUGAUGUGAACCGCCCAGAGGCCACACGGGCAGGCUCUGCUCCCCCACCAAGCUCACCCACAUCAGUGAGACAAAGGGAUGUGUGUGGGGCUGCUGGGUGUGUCUAUUUGUAUUAGUGUAUGUAUACUGGUGUCUAUUUAUUUGUAUUUAUGUAUGUAUAUGUGUGUGUCUGUUCAUAUAUGUGGCUGUUGUGUCCGUCUGACUGUGUCAGUCAGUGGAUCUACCCGAUCACGUACCUGUGUCUGUGUGUACGUGUAUAUGGACGUGGAUGUCCAUUUGCACGUGUCUACCUGUGUGACUGUAUUGUGUAUCAGUGUGCCUGUUUGUAUUUGUUUGCAUGUGUGUCUGUAUACGUGUGUGUCUAUUUGUGUGUGUGUGUGUGUGUCUAUGUGGACCUGUGGUCUGAGAACGCCGCCUGUGGGUGGAAUUUGGCCCGGGGACGUGUUUGGUUUGGCCCUCACAGUAUUUUCAACAUCUUGAGCCAACAUUUAAAAAUCAGGAUAUUUCACAUAAAAACUCAGCUUUCCAGUUUCUCUUAAAAAUUCAGAAGCCCUGGCAGCCCUGGCCCGUGUUCCCAUGAGGCUACUCUCCUCCAGAGCUCACGGGGGCUGCCCAGCCGCCUGCCCCCUCACCGCUCGUCUCGCCUACCAGCGCCUUGAGGAUGACUGAGUUUGUGACCCCGGAGUGUGUGGUCACAACUGCGUGUAAGCCGAGCUGUCAGGGAGCGUGGGCACCAACUGAGUCUGCGCUGGGGGGUGCGUACUUGUGAUCGCACGUGCGUGCACAAGGCACAUCUGAGUGCAGGGGAGACAUGUGGGGGCCUGCACGCGCAGGGGUGGGUGGGAGGCACUGUGCGUGCAGGGGUGUGCGUGUGAGAGUGCGUGCGGGCACA